Molecule: messenger RNA, 2520 nt
Organism: Pyricularia grisea
Lineage: Eukaryota; Fungi; Ascomycota; Sordariomycetes; Magnaporthales; Pyriculariaceae
Exons: 1
Coding region: 1-2520 (839 amino acids)
Source: RefSeq, a predicted model, not a curated record
AUGACAUCAAUCCGCACGCCGCCGGCUCCGCGUAGCAUUCUGCGCAACAGUCCACUACAGAUCUCUCAUACUUCGUCACCGAGGAAGAAGGUUAGCUUUGUCGACCUCACCGAGGAAGACCAAGAUUCAUUACCUAUCACCAUGGGAAAGUCUUUGGCCUCCAAAAGUCUCACCGCAGGCCGAGGUCUACAGCUGGCUGCUAUGAGAGGAGGUCACGCAGCACAAAUCAAUGGCAGCCUGUCAAGUCCAAUAUCUUCUCCAUCUGCAAGGGCAGCAGCAACUCUAUCUGCGAACAAGAACCGGAGAUCUUCCGGUGCGGCGGGUGAUACCAACCCAACUUUACCUCAUGGACUGACUGCUCAGAUUCGACAGCCCAAGUGUCCUCGUACUUUAGACGGCUACAACACACGUGAUACGCAGACCCAGCCUUUCCCAUCCCGCAGAGCAGCUUCGACAGCUCCUCAUACAGUCCCAGCUGCCUCGAGCCUCAAACCAGCAAACAUGAAUCUUACGAAGGACAAGUCGAUAGAGACUGUCAUCGAUCUAACUAUGGAUAACGAGGUAGCCUCGACAAAGCCUUUGGACAAGGAGAAGCUGCCAAGUCUCGACGAUGCCAGGGCACAUGUCUCAAAAGCGAUUCGGAAAGUGGAUUGGAGCAUGAAGAACGAAGACCGCAUCAAAGACCAGCUUCUUUUUACCGAGGAGCUGCUUGACUGGGACUCCUCCGCGUCAGACAGUGACUCGGAGCGGUCCAUCAGGAGGAAAAGAAUCCGCGGCACGAGAUAUGUCGCCAACAUGAAUCUUUUGCCCCAAGCUCUCGAACGAUCAUCCAAGACUGGAGUGCCACCCAUCGUGCCGACGACCAGACAGGAUCCAAAGCCAGCCAAGACCCCCGUGGACCGACUGAUGAACGAUGGCAUCGAGAGAGGGUUCAACAAGGAUUGGUUGCGCUCAACCAUUGGCAGGAAGACCAGACGGAUCAGGUUCCACGAGACAGGCAUUGACUUUCUGAUCGCCACAAGGAAAGAAAAGCGGCGACAGGAGAGAGAGGGUGAUGAGCGCGUCCGGAGGAGAGUAGAAGAGUGCGACAAGCUGCAUCUUUCUCUUACUGUUCUCGCCCGCAACUACCAGGCAAGCCAUCCAGGUACACGGGACAAGAACGCACGAGGCCUCAGAAAAGCUGGCAAGUCGACUGAGCUCGCCUACAAACGCAAGCCUAUCAAGAUGCAAAGCUCUACGGUCGGCUCUUCACCACGCUCCACCGUCAACGACGGCUCUCUCAAAGAUUGGGCGGAUGCUUUCAGUAUUCUCGACUUUGAUGAGGCUGGCAGGCUCAGAAACUCUUCUUCUGGCCCUGAAGACAAAUUUACCCAGUCAUCAGUCUCACCGAAAAAACAAAGGACAGAACAAGAUUCCAGCCCUGCUCCCCUGGAUGGUAAGACAACCAAUCGUUCGAAAGAUCAUCCCAAGGAGCUUAUCGAGCAAAAAGAGAACCAGGACUCUUCAGAUGAGAUGCUGAGUCCAAUCGAGGGUGUUUGCAAUCCUGAAACCGCUGCACCUGCCAGCUCAACCCCCAAGAACGAGCCCGAGCUGUCAUCUGCAAGGGACAAGGCUGCAGUCUCUCCCAGUACAGUUAAGAUCAAGUCAGAGCCAGUUCAUGAGUCGUAUACUGGCAUUACUGAUGAUGAACUUGUGGCUAUGAAGCGGGAGUAUUUCGAUAGUGACGAAGAAGACAAUGUCCUCGGCUAUCCUCCUUUACAGACGACAUUUCACAUUGAAGCACCACGUCACGAAGUAACCUCCAGGUCGUCCGAGGUCCACAUCAAGCGCGAAGUAACGUCUGACGAAGAAGCUGACAGCAAUACCGCGGACAACACUCCUGCCACUAUGUUCACUGGUCACAAGCAAGUUGCCCCUGCACUCAGUGACAUCGGAACACUAGCGUCUUCCAAGAAAGCCAGCAAAAAGAGGUUACUCAAGCUACCCUCAGCUCCACAGCUUGAUUAUAAUCCAUCACCGUCAACCUUGCGCCGUUUCGAUCUAGGCGAUGAUGAUCAAGAUUUUCCUCGCCAGUCCUCACAGCAGAGCGGUGUUCAAAUCGACCGGCGACAAUCUUCAGCUUCCAAGAAGAGAAAAGCGGUCGAAGACGGGGAGGACUGCCCUCCGCCGAGCAAGCAGCCUCGUACUCUGCCUACAGCCAACGCCGACAAUACGAAGUCGAACAAGAACCACCAGGGCGGCAUGGCUCCCAUCGCGACCAGCGCCGAUCUCCGAGAAAAGAAAGCCCUCAGGAACAGGAGGGCAAGACUCAAAAAGAAAGCAAGAAAGGAGCGACAAAGGGAGGAGGACGCAAGAGCCGCAGCGAUCAUGGCCAAGAAGAAGCACGUCAAGGAUGAGCAGAAGAAACCAGACAGCAAGGCACCGGCCACAACUCCGCCCAAGACCAAGAAGAAGAAGAAGAACAAGAAGAACGCACCUGUCGCCAAGUCGCCGGCAAGGGGUACUUUCGUGCAGGGUUGA